AUGUCUUCACCUCCACCGGCAAAAAGACAACAUAUUAUUCAGUCCGAAGACACAUUCUCACCAACUAGAAGUAGCUGCAAUAAUACUCUAAAUCAUAGUAAUAACGUACAGUUACUUCCGGUUAUGACGGUUAACGGUGAACCACCUGUUGACGAAAACUUGUACAGCCGUCAACUGUACGUUUUGGGCACUGAUGGCAUGCGAAAAUUGACCCACACAAAUAUCCUGAUCUCUGGUCUUUGUGGUUUGGGCCUGGAAGUCGCCAAGAACAUCGUACUGGGCGGUGUUAAGUCGGUUACACUACACGACCCUGACGUUAUAUCGUCGGCUGAUCUGUCAUCCAACUACUAUGCCACCCUACAGGAUGUUGGCAAAAACCGGUGUGAAGUUUGUAUGCCCAAACUGGCGGAAUUAAAUGGCUAUGUCUCGCUUAAUAUUUUGGAUUCGCCGGUCUUGUCGGAAGAAAAUCUAUCUAACUAUCAUGUCGUUGUACUAGCUAGAGGAUCUUCAGAUGAGUGGAGAAAAGUAGGAAAAAUUUGUCGGUCACUGUCAAUCAAACUAAUUUGUACAAAAACGUGCGGUCUUUUCGGCCAAGUUUUCUGUGACUUUGGUGCUGAUUUUACUCUGCUUGACCGUAAUGGUGAGCAGCCGAUCUCCGUUUUCAUCCAAUCUGUGGAAAAAAGCAAAACAGGCACCGUUUUGUGCCUUGAAGAAACUAGACAUGGUCUUGUCGACGGGGACUAUGUCACUUUUAGUGAAGUCAAAGGAAUGACAGAACUUAAUGGUUGCAAGCCACGGGAAGUGAAAAUUUUAGGUCCUGACGCUUUUGCAAUCGGUGAUACCUCGGGCUUCUCUGAUUACAUCAGUGGGGGUGUUUGUACUCAGGUCAAAAUGCCAGAACAAAUUCACUUUAAUGAGUUUUCAGAUGCGUUCCUUUCUCCUGAAUUUCUUAUUAGUGAUUUUGCUAAAAUGGAGUCUCCGGCACAGCUUCACAUUAUCUUCGAAGCUUUUUCAAAGUUUCAGUCACAAUAUGGGCGCAUCCCUGAGCCUUGGGAUGAAAAAGACGCCCAGUCAUUUGUGGAGUGCGUGAACGAAGUUAACAAAAGUGUUGAGGGGUCAGGUUGUCACGUGGAAAAGAUUGACGAAUCUCUGGCCAGAAUAUUUGCCUACAUCUGUGCUGGUAAUUGCUGCCCCAUCCAGUCUAUUAUCGGGGGUGUCGUGGCCCAGGAGGUCAUGAAGGCCUGUACUGGUCGCUUCCAGCCCAUUAAGCAGUGGUUCUACUUUGAUGCGAUUGAAUGCCUGUCGUUGCCAUGGUGCAAACGUGACCCCAGCACUGUACUCCCAAAGGACGACUUGAAACCCUCAAACCCUCGUUAUGAAGGUCAGUGUAAAAUUUUCGGGAACACUUUCCAGCAAAAGCUCGGCGAUUUGACCUACUUUAUCGUCGGCUCUGGUGCUAUUGGCUGUGAGCAUCUGAAGAACUUUGCAAUGAUGGGUAUUUCUAGCCGGAAUGGCCAACUCUUCAUCACCGACAUGGACAUAAUCGAGAAAUCAAACCUCAACAGGCAAUUCCUCUUCCGUCCUUGGGAUAUCGGCAAAUGCAAGUCUGUUGUCGCGGCCCUAGCUGCAAAAGCCAUAAACCCUGAUCUUAAUGUUGUGCCCCAUGAAAACAGAGUCGGUGUGGAGACGGAAGCCUUCUAUGAUGAUAACUUCUUUGAGUCACUGGACGGUGUCGCGAACGCCCUUGACAACAUAGAGGCUCGAACUUACAUCGAUCGUCGGUGUGUGUACUACAGGAAGCCGCUGUUGGAGUCUGGAACGUUAGGUACAAAGGGAAAUGUGCAAGUUGUUAUCCCUCACCUGACUGAAUCCUACUCUUCGUCUCAGGACCCUCCGGAAAAAUCGAUCCCAAUGUGCACGCUAAAGAACUUCCCCUACCAGAUCGAACACACACUCCAGUGGGCCCGCGACUUGUUUGAGGGGCUGUUCGUUCAGCAAUCCCAGGCCAUUGAGUCGUACAUCAAGUCCCCGAGCGAAUUUUUGUCCAAGGCGGCAUCUGGCGUAGGCAAUCAGCCUACUGAAAUCGUGGACAACCUUAAAAAGAACAUUCUUGAUGAACGUCCUAAAAACUUCGAUGAUUGUAUUGUGUGGGCCCGUAAACUCUGGCAGGAGCUGUACUCCAACUCGAUUCGUCAGCUGCUCUUCAACUUCCCGCCUGACCACAAAACAACCACGGGCGCCCCCUUCUGGUCUGGAACCAAACGCUGCCCACACCCACUCGAGUUUGACGUCAACGAUCCGAUGCAUCUUGAAUUUCUGCUCGCCGCGGCGAAUCUACGCGCCUUCAUGUUCAACAUUCCGGGUUCACGAGACCUCUCGCUGGUCGCUGCCAAGGCCAAGACAAUUCGGUUGCCCGAGUUCGUGCCGCGCAGCGGUGUCACUAUCGAGGUCACCGACUCGGAGAUGCAGGCACGCGCGAGCGCUCGUGCUGGCGCGACUGGCACGCACGAUUCGGCCUUCGACGAAUUAAAGAAGUCACUGCCGAAACCCGCCGAUCUAAAAGAUCUGAGGGUGAACGUGGUGGAAUUUGAAAAGGACGACGACACCAAUUUCCACAUGGACUUCAUCACGGCAGCGAGCAAUCUGCGCGCCGCGAAUUACCGCAUCGCACCGGCCGAUCGAUUGAAGAGUAAACUGAUUGCCGGCAAGAUCAUGCCUGCGAUCGCCACCACCACCAGCAUCGUCUCCGGCCUAGUUAGUCUCGAACUCUACAAGCUCGCUCAGGGUCACAAGGACCUGGAGCUCUACAAGAACACCUUCAUAAACCUCGCACUUCCGUUCUUCGGCGCGUCUGAGCCCCUCCAGCCGGAGAAGUGGAAGUACUACGACAACUCGUUCACCAUUUGGGACCGUUUCGAGGUGGAUGGCGGUAUGACGCUGCAGGAAUUCUUGGAUUACUUCAAGAACCAACACAAGCUCGAAAUCACCAUGCUCUCGCAGGACGUCUCCAUGCUCUACUCCUUCUUCAUGCCCCAGAACAAGCGCAACGAACGCCUCAAGAUGCUAAUGCCGAAAUUGGUGGAGACGGUGAGCAAAAAACCGAUCGAACCGCACGUGCGCGCUCUCGUCUUCGAACUCUGCGCCACGGAUAUCAACGGUGAGGACGUUGAGGUGCCGUACGUUCGCUAUCUUCUGAAUCAACAGCCAUCGGGCAACUAG
Messenger RNA from Mesocestoides corti, 3219 nucleotides. NCBI's taxonomy places the organism in Eukaryota, Metazoa, Platyhelminthes, Cestoda, Cyclophyllidea, Mesocestoididae. The record is from the annotation of a GenBank genome assembly.